Molecule: messenger RNA, 342 nt
Organism: Ectocarpus siliculosus
Lineage: Eukaryota; Phaeophyceae; Ectocarpales; Ectocarpaceae
Source: the annotation of a GenBank genome assembly
AUGAGUAUUUUGAUGGAUGGGGCCCUUCCUGGACGACACGGCGGGAGUUCGGCUGGAGGACAAGAAGCGCUUUGGGAGGAAGCUGGCGAAGGCGAUGAAGAGCUCCCCUCUGGUGACGUCGAGGCUGUCCGCGAGCUGGUAGAGGAGGCCACCACGAAGGGCUUCCGCUCCGCCACCAUCGACGAGGCAGCGAACGAUGUCGCCAAACAGGACCAGCAAAAGAAGGUCUUCGCCUUCUUUCGGAGCCUUCCCUGUGCCGUCGUCGACCACGUCACGAGCACUUCGCUGGAUAUUGCGGAACGUUCUACAGUACAGCACCUCGCCCAUCAUAUGCUACAUUGA